Molecule: messenger RNA, 636 nt
Organism: Camelina sativa (false flax)
Lineage: Eukaryota; Viridiplantae; Streptophyta; Magnoliopsida; Brassicales; Brassicaceae
Source: RefSeq, a predicted model, not a curated record
AUUGCUGAAAUAUUCAGAAACGCGUCUCCUUUUUCUCGUAGUGGAUGGAGAUGGAGAAGAUAUGUAAAUAAAAUCUCAAAUCUCUCAUACCCCCUUUUUAAUAAUUUCUCAUAUUGUUUUCUCUCUCACACAAUUCGUUUCCCAGAAUCUCACGAACCCUAAAAAGCUUUCUCAUUCUUCUUCAACGCAUUGAGAUCAGAUUCCAAAAUUGAUCUUUCAUCCAAUGUGUCCGUUGAGGUUCUUAUUGGUGUUCUUCUCAGCUGUACUCGCCGGCUAUUUCGCAUGGAAGACGGUUAGUUCUACGCUGGAGCUCAUCUCUGACGACUCGCCUGUCGAAUUGAAUGAGAAAGAAGGACUCGGUUUCAAAAAGAAGAUGGAGAAUGGGUUUUGGGUGUUCGUCGAUAUGGCUAGCGGAAGAUACCUUUGGAGGAAUCUUAAGGAGAUGAAAGAGAGUACUCAAUGAAGACGAUGAUGAUCAAUGAAUACACUAAAGAUCUCAUCUUUUUGGGUCUCUCUUCUUUGUGCAGAAGACGAGUUUAAUAAUGAAUCCUUCACAUGAAUUUUGUAACUUUGAUUGAUUAAUUGAUUUGUAAUCUUGGAAAACAAUGAAAAUGGAGUCUUUUGUAACUUUUUCAA